Molecule: messenger RNA, 1211 nt
Organism: Striga asiatica
Lineage: Eukaryota; Viridiplantae; Streptophyta; Magnoliopsida; Lamiales; Orobanchaceae
Source: the annotation of a GenBank genome assembly
UGACAAUAUCGCUGACCAUUUUGAAAACCUUGAUCUUUUCUUAAUUUGCCAUGUAAAUUAGAUUUGUCUUUAUCGGCCAUACCCUGAAGCAGAGGUUGCGUCCACAUUCAUCCUGUGGCUCAUGGCAGGGAAUCCCCGCCCCAAUCGGAAAAGGAAAUUUAUUAGAAUCCUAAAAUUGAUCGAAUUCUGAAUGAUGAAGGAAGGUUAAAAAGUCAGCAGUCAACCAACAGCUGUAAAUCUACUGAAUAAUAACACCCACUAGCCUCGCUCUAUCUCCCUCCUUCCUUAAAACCCUCCCUUAAUCCCUUUCCGCCUUUCAGCGAGGCGUUGAAAUUUUUGUAGGUAACCUGAAGAACAAUGGCGUUUACCAUCAAGCAAAUGUCUCUGAUAGUGGCAACCCUUGGAAUUGUGUCCUUUGUGCUUGGGGUUAUUGCUGAAAACAAGAAGCCUUCACAAGGUAUUCCAAUAAGCGGGAAAGGUGUUGUGAUUUGCAAGUACCCAUCAGAUCCAUCUGUGGCAUUGGGAUAUUUAUCCACUGCUUUUCUUAUUGUCUCGGCUAUUGCGGGCUACUAUUCCCUGUUUUACUCCUACCAAGGAAAGUCCGUUCCUCGGGCAGCUUUUAACCAGAAUAAGGGGUUCCUUAUCUUCUUCAGUGUUGCCUUGGGCACCUUUGGUUUAGCGCUGGCGUUCUUGCUGUGGCCCACGAUCCAGGGGCAUAAUCACCGCAUCAACAACGUGCACCACAAUUUGGAGUUCAAAUGCCCAACGGCUAAAACGGGUAUUCUAGGCGGUGGGGCCUUCCUUUCGCUCGAUUCUUGCCUUUUCUGGCUUGUUGCUCUAAUGUUGGCCGAUAAUGUACGUGCUGAUUAUUUUGAGGAGUCGGAUGAGAAGGUCCCGACCAGCUAUGGCACGGCUGAGUCUCUUAAGGAGAUUGCUUGAGUUUAUAAGAUGUGGUGGUUUAUAGGAACUAAGGAAAAGGCCAUUGCUCAAUGUUAUGUAUAUAUUGGUCUCAACUCAAGUCUUGGUAGAGUGUUCUGUCUUGUUUUCUUUGGUUUUUAAAGAAGUGGUUGGUGGUGUUACAGACAAUUAUUAUCUUUUAGAAGGAUGCUUUACUAUUUAUCAAUAAAUUUAUCUCAAAUUCUAAUUGUCCUACUUUGUUAACCUUUGAUCUUAUAUUAUUAUAUAUGGUAUGUUGCAACGCGCUCUCAAAA